AAGGAAGCUUGCAUGGAAGGCUUUCCAGCAUGUUGCUUCUUAUGAUUCUGCAGUUUCAGAAUGGCUUUGGAAGCAGACUUCUGAAGAGAAAUUCCUUCAGAGCUUAACGGUGCCUAUGUUGCUCAAAAGUCCCCUUCAUUAUGGUGAAAAUCCUCAUCAGAAGGCUGCAACAUUCUACGUUGACAAGAGUCUUUCUGAGGUGAAUGCUGGUGGUAUUGCAACUGCUAUCUGACACCAUGGGAAGGAAAUGUCAUAUAAUAACUAUUUAGAUGCCGAUGCGGCUUGGAAUUGUGUGUCAGAGUUUCAAAGUCCUACCUGUGUAGUUGUAAAGCAUACAAAUCCUUGUGGACACAGCUUCACGUGAUGAUAUUCUUGAAGCAUACAGGCUUGCUGUCAAAACAGAUCCCGUGAGUGCUUUUGGUGGCAUUGAAGCGUUCAACAUCGAGGUUGAUGAGGCUCUUGCUAAGGAAAUCCAAGAGUUUAGAAGCCCGACAGAUGGUGAAGCUCGGAUGUUUUACGAGAUUGUGGUUGCACCCAAGUACACAAAGAAGGGGCUUGAAAUCCUCCACGGAAAAUCAAAGACUCUAAGGAUCCUUGAGGCAGGGAAAAAUGAGAAGGGAAAGCUUUCACCUAGACAGGUUGGUGGUGGGUGGUUAGCCCAGGACUCGGAUGAUUUGACCCCCCAAGAUAUACAGUUCAAAGCUGUUUCUGAGAAGGCUCCACAAGAAAGUGAGCUUGCUGAUGCAGAGUUCGCAUGGUUGUGCAUCAAGCAUAUUAAAAGCAAUGCAAUUGUUAUAACAAAGAAUAACUGCAUGCUGGGCAUGGGGAGUGGGCAGCCUAACCGCCUGGAGAGUUUAAGAAUAGCCUUGAAGAAAGCUGGAGAAGAGGUCAAGGGUGCAGCUUUGGCCAGUGAUGGCUUCUUCCCAUUCGCGUGGAAAGAUGCAGUGGAAGAAGCCUGCCAAAGCGGAGUUGGUGUAAUCACAGAACCCGGUAGGAGCAUUAGAGAUGGGGAUGCUAUAGACUGCUGUAACAAGUAUGGAGUUUCACUUCUUUUCACAAACGUGAGGCAUUUCAGGCAUUGACAACGUUUUUGUCCUUGGUGCUUCGAUACAAGGACCUUAGGUCUCGAUCCGUUGUUUUCAUAAGAAGAUAACUAGGUUCUCUCACGGAGAAGUUCCUGUAGACAUGCUUGUUUGACAUCAAGGCAAAUCAUAAUUUUUUUCGUAAUCUGAAUGCGGAUUUGAGGUACCAUACGUUAAUAACUUUGCUUCUUGUA
Messenger RNA from Pyrus x bretschneideri (Chinese white pear), 1276 nucleotides. Its product is annotated as bifunctional purine biosynthesis protein PurH-like. Bases 510 to 1082 code for a protein of 190 amino acids. Lineage: Eukaryota; Viridiplantae; Streptophyta; Magnoliopsida; Rosales; Rosaceae. Gene Ontology annotation, molecular function: phosphoribosylaminoimidazolecarboxamide formyltransferase activity; IMP cyclohydrolase activity. Gene Ontology annotation, biological process: 'de novo' IMP biosynthetic process. The record is from RefSeq and is a predicted model, not a curated record. The transcript is spliced from 6 exons. Gene Ontology annotation, cellular component: cytosol.